Molecule: messenger RNA, 1119 nt
Organism: Aethina tumida (small hive beetle)
Lineage: Eukaryota; Metazoa; Arthropoda; Insecta; Coleoptera; Nitidulidae
Product: palmitoyltransferase ZDHHC3
Exons: 4
Coding region: 201-1064 (287 amino acids)
Biological process (GO): peptidyl-L-cysteine S-palmitoylation; protein targeting to membrane
Cellular component (GO): endoplasmic reticulum; Golgi apparatus
Molecular function (GO): protein-cysteine S-palmitoyltransferase activity
Source: RefSeq, a predicted model, not a curated record
AUUCGUAACGAAAACCACAGGACAAAACUGUAUUAUCAUGCAUAGGUGUUUUGGUGUGGCUACUUUGAAUUAUUAACAACGGGACGAAAUUUACAAUGUGACAAGAAAAAACAAUAGCAUAUAAUGUUAAGAUAUCAUGUUCGAGUGCAAGUAUUUGUAUAACCUAAAAAAGAUUGUUUGGCCGCCUUAAAAAGACAAUAAUGAUGGAAUACGAAUACACGUCGUUUCGUAAAGAAGUAGACUCUCAUAAUAAGUGCUGCGGGGGUAUGCUGUGGUGUAUUAAAGAUAUAUGUGGUAUAAUAUGUGCGAUUCUUACAUGGUUACUUAUAUUAUAUGCAGAGUUCGUAGUGAUGUCAGUUAUUCUCAUUCCAAGCCCAUAUCCUUAUUACAGUAUUUUCAAUAUUAUAAUUUUUCAAAUAUGCGCCUUUCUGGCAUUCACAUCACAUUUAAAGACAAUGUUUACUGACCCAGGUGCAGUUCCGAAAGGAAACGCAACCAAGGAGAUGAUUAAGCAGAUGGGAUUUAGAGAAGGACAAGUGAUAUUUAAGUGCCCCAAAUGUUGCAGUAUUAAGCCAGACAGAGCUCAUCACUGUUCUGUUUGUCAAAGAUGCAUUAGAAAAAUGGACCAUCACUGUCCUUGGGUCAAUAACUGUGUGGGAGAAAAUAAUCAAAAAUACUUUGUUUUAUUUACACUUUACAUCGCAACAAUAUCUCUACACUCCCUCUUCCUAGCUGUAAAUCAAUUCCUAACAUGUAUCAAACAUGAAUGGAAGGAAUGCACUACGUAUUCACCGCCGGCUACAGUAAUUUUGUUACUGUUUUUGGUAUUCGAGGCACUUCUAUUUGCUAUAUUCACUAUAGUCAUGUUGGGAACUCAGGUGCAGGCAAUAUGGAACGAUGAGACUGGCAUCGAACAACUUAAAAAGGAGGAGGCUAGAUGGGUUAAGAGGUCACGGUGGAAAAAUAUACAAGUUGUGUUCGGCAAAUUUUCAUUAUUAUGGUUUUCACCUUUUGCAAAACCAGUCCCUAAGUAUAAGAAUGAAAGUGAUUUGUACUCUGUAUAAUUUAUUUAUUGUUUAAUUUUAAUUUUUAAAUUAUUAAUAGAGCUUUUUACCAAUU